This is a messenger RNA of Oncorhynchus masou masou (cherry salmon), 4408 nucleotides long. RefSeq names its product zinc finger protein 585A-like. Gene Ontology annotation, biological process: regulation of transcription by RNA polymerase II. The record is from RefSeq and is a predicted model, not a curated record. The coding region runs from base 1253 to 4234 and encodes 993 amino acids. Gene Ontology annotation, molecular function: DNA-binding transcription factor activity, RNA polymerase II-specific; RNA polymerase II transcription regulatory region sequence-specific DNA binding. NCBI's taxonomy places the organism in Eukaryota, Metazoa, Chordata, Actinopteri, Salmoniformes, Salmonidae. The transcript has 3 exons. Gene Ontology annotation, cellular component: nucleus.
UCCUGCUCGCCCCGCCCCUUUGUUUUGUUCUCAUCUGGAACGUGAACAGGCCGCUUGCGUUUGAACAGGUAGCUAGAAGACCACUGAAAACUAAACAAGGAUUAUGUUUACAAUCCAACCGGUGAGUAAAUCAUUAAGGUAUCUACUAACGGCCAGAAGGGGGUCGUCCAAAAAUAUGCAAUUAGCAAGUUGUUAGGUUUACAUAACCGCUAAUUUAGCUGGAUAGCUAGCUUCUCUUCAGACUAGCUGUUUUUUUCUUUAGCUUAGUAGCUAGCUAGCUAAUUGCUGUUGUAAACAAUGUUUAAGCUGUAGUCAAACUGAGUCGAUAUUCGAAUAAAAUGAUCGUUUUCUGACUCGUAGUUACAGGCAUAUCGAUUGUAGCUAUAUGAAAUCAUCAACGAGUUACUGUUGUAUUUUCUGUCUAUUAGCCAUGUUAGCUAACGUUAGCUGCUUCUUCUUCUUCUUUAGGAUUUGGUUGGCGAAUCGCAUCCAACUUUUAGGGGCGCACAGCGCCACCUACUGUACUGGUGUGUGUGAGGCCAUUCGGCCUACGUACGUUAAUUGAUAUGGUGACCUCACAAGGAGUUUCCACAGGUGACCUCACAAGGAGUUUCCACAGGUGACCUCACAAGGAGUUUCCACAGGUGACCUCACAAGGAGUUUCCACAGGUGACCUCACAAGGAGCUUCCACAGGGGACCUCACAAGGAGCUUCCACAGGGGACCUCACAAGGAGCUUCCACAGGGGACCUCACAAGGAGCUUCCACAGGGGACCUCACAAGGAGCUUCCACAGGGGGCCUCCACAGGGGACCUCACAAGAAGCUCACAAGGAGCUUCCACAGGGGACCUCACAAGGAGCUUCCACAGGGGACCUCACAAGGAGCUUCCACAGGGGACCUCACAAGGAGCUUCCACAGGUGACCUCACAAGGAGAUUCCACAGGUGACCUCACAAGGAGAUUCCACUGCUCUGGUGACAGGAAGAAGAUCUGGUGUUAUGACAACUCCAGAUAUGAGUUCUCUAUUUUUUACUUAAUUAACCAACAAUGCAGUUUUUAGAAGAAUUAGUGUCAAGGGCUUGUAAGUAAGCAUUUCACUGUAAGGUUUACACAUGCUGUAUUUGGCGCAUGUGAAAAAAUAACAUUUGAUUUGACACAGGAGAGAAACACCUCACACUUGUUGCAGCUCCCAUUCAAUAACCAGUUGUUAUUGCUCCUUUUACCAAGAAACAUUCAAACUCUGCGGGGACAAAAUGAAUCGAGAGGAGGGAGUGUUGAUGGAUGAAAUUGAAAAGAGCUUAUGGAAUUUGACUGAGGACAAUUUACGUUACCUGUGUGAACAUCAUGGACAUGGUGGAUCCGAAGUUAAAGGCAUGGAUCACCGCUCGAUGAGGCGUAAAAUCAUGGAGGAAAUGUGGGACAAUACGGAUUCAAUUCAAUUGAAGGAGCAGGGAACGUCUUGGCUACUCCAACUGAAAGAGGACAUCCGGAGGAUACUGGAGGAUGUUAGCAGUGCACCCUCGAGUACCCUCCAGGCUGAGGAUGCUAGCAGUGCACCCUCGAGUCCCCUCCAGGCUGAGGAUGCUAGCAGUGCACCCUCGAGUCCCCUCCAGGCUGAGGAUGCUAGCAGUGCACCCUCGAGUCCCCUCCAGGCUGAGGAUGCUAGCAGUGCACCCUCGAGUCCCCUCCAGGCUGAGGAUGCUAGCAGUGCACCCUCGAGUCCCCUUCAGGCUGAGGAUGCUAGCAGUGCACCCUCGAGUCCCCUCCAGGCUGAGGAUGCUAGCAGUGCACCCUCGAGUCCCCUCCAGGCUGAGGAUGCUAGCAGUGCACCCUCGAGUCCCCUCCAGGCUGAGGAUGCUGUAGACUGUGAUGAAGAGUGGAGCGGAGAGGGAGGGGCUGGGUUACCUAGCAACGGGUUGGAGGCGGAGUCCAUGAGUCCCAGACAAUCCAACGACGCUGCAGACUGCGACGUGGAGGACAAGGAUUGGUUACCUAGCAACAGACUGGAGGCGGAGUUUUCUCCAGAAAGGCACACACUAGAGCAAAGAGUGAGAGGCGACACGCCUCUCCCGCCCCCCUCCACUCUCCUGAAGACCCUGUGUCGUGCCUCUCCCGGUACCCCCUUAAUUUGGGGUCUGAAGAGGGUGUCUGUGCAGCUGAUGGACUGCAGGAAAACACCAGGGCAGAAAACAUGCAAGAAAAUCAACUCCUGUCCUCAGUGUGGGAAGAGUUUUGCCACAAAAGAUAUUCUGGAGCGACAUCUGCUAACUCACACUGGAGAGAAACAGAAAAAUAUAUGCGCUGAAUGUGGAAAAGUAUUCAGUACAUUUUCCAGCCUUACCAGGCAUCUGAAAACUCAUACUGGAGAGAAACGUCAUGUUUCUGAAACCACAUGCUCUGAAUGCGGAAAGACAUUCAGUACACAUUCCAGUCUUAGGAGACAUCUGCUAACUCACACUGGAGAGAAACCGUACGUUUGUCCUCGUGGGAAGAAUUUCAAUGAUCCAAGAAACUUAAAGAAACACAUCUUUGGAACUCACUCAGGAGAACAUUUUGAAGAGGAACCUUCCGAAAACAAUGUUCGUUCCUCAGAACAUGAUGGGACCGUGAAGAAACAAGUACUUCAUCCAUGUGCUCACUGUGGUAAGAAGUUGUCAACCAAAACAAGACUAACGAUUCACCUGAAGACCCACACUGGAGAGAAACCUCACAUCUGCCCCGACUGCGGGAAGAGCUUUGCUUUCCGUCCCACCUUCACCAAACAUCAGAAACUUUGUCAUUCAGAGCACGGAGUGAAACGGCACGAAUGUUCAGUGUGUGGGAAAGUCUUUAAUCAACCAGGAGCCUUGAGGUCCCAUCAAAGAACCCACACUGGAGAGAAACCCCACCUCUGCUCCGACUGUGGGAAGAGUUUCUGUUUUCGUUCGUCUCUGAGAAGACAUCAGGUACUCCACGCAGGAGACAGUGCGAAGCCCCACGUGUGCUCUGUCUGUGGGAAAGGCUUCAGGGAUUCUGGAUACUUAAAAAAACAUCAAUCCAUCCAUUCCGGAGAGAAACCUCACCUCUGCUCCAAUUGCGGAAAAACUUUCACGUCCUUCCUUAGCUUAACAAAUCAUUCCAAAUCACAUCGUCUAGAUGGAAACCAAUUCCAAUGCCCUGAAUGUAAGCGCCAUUUCCCAACAAAGGAAAGGCUGACAAGCCACCGGAGGACGCAUACUGGUGAAAAACCGUUCUGCUGCUCCCAAUGCCACAAGCGCUUCUCUCAUUCAAAUAGUUAUCAAAGGCACCUUCGUAUGCACUCUGGUGAAAAACCCUUUGUGUGUCCUCUCUGUGGGAAGCGAUUUAAUGACUCUUCGAACCUUAGAACACAUGUUAGAAGACAUAAAGGAGAAAAGGUAGGAAAGACACAGGUCUCUGAGCCUUGCCCUCACUGUGGGAAGAGGCUGGCUUCUAAGGCAGGGUUAGAGACCCACCUGCGGAUCCACACUGGAGAGAAACCUCACCUCUGUGCCAACUGCGGCAAGCGAUUUACCUUCCUCUCCGCCUUGAGAAGACAUCAGAAAACGCAGCACAGAGAGCAAGUAGCGAAGCCGCACGUCUGUUCUGUCUGUGGGAAAGGCUUUGUGGAAUCUGGAGCGCUGAAGAAACAUGUGGUGACCCACGAGGAGAAACAGCACCUUUGCUCCGAUUGCGGGAAGAGUUUCAGGGUGCUUCAGGCCUUGUCGAUUCAUCAGAGAACCAAGCAUCAGAAAACAAAUGAGCAAGUAAGAGAGGACAAUUCAUACCUCUGUCUUACUUGCGGCCAGGAAUUCAAUUCAAAGCAUAGAUUGGUAAUCCACGAGAGAAAGCACACAGGCGAGAAACCUUACCAAUGCUCCCAGUGUGGCAGGUGCUUCGCUGAUAAGACUAACAUGAGACGUCACCAGACAGUGCACACAGGAGAGAAACCAUUCCAAUGCUCCGUCUGCGACAUGAAGUUCUCUCAAGUCGCCUCUUUAAUACGGCACCGCCUAAUACACUCGGGUCACAAACCACACCACUGCACAUACUGUGACAAGAGUUUCUCUCAGUCGAACACGCUGAAAACGCACAUACUAACCCACACCGGAGAGAAACCGUACCAGUGCCCUGACUGUGGGAAGUGUUUCACUGAAAAGAAAGCCAUUAAGAAACACCAAUGCAACACACACGGGACAGGAGCACACAGCAACACACUGCUUUCUCAUAGAGAUUGAGUCACGACCGGAGCCCUCGGGCAAAGCCCUACCUGACUGAAGAAAAUGUUUCUCGGAGAAAAGAGCUCUUGUGAAAAACCAGAAGGCACACCGGAGCGACAGCGCCCCUUAUUGUUUCAUUUUGAUCUGAAGGUUUGAGAAUGUUUAAAAAUAAACAUGUGCUUUUUAGAAUAA